AUGGCCGGUUUACCCCUUUUCCCUCUGGAUGACCUGUGGGCUCCGGACUGUGCCAGCCUUCAUCCCCUGGUGUGCCACCUGUGCCACGAGCAGUACCGCCAGCCGUGUCUUCUGGACUGCUACCACAUCUUCUGUGCCAGCUGCUUGCACGGCAGGGCCAGCGAGAAUCGCCUCAUUUGCCCCCUCUGUGGAUGUCCCUCGGUUGUGAAGGGGACGAAUGCCCUCCCUCCUGAGGACCGUUUGCUGAGGUUCCUGGUGGAGAACUCCACUGAGAGCGUGGUGCAGUGCGCUAACUGUGAAAUGGAGUGUAAAACACAGGAUGCAGGGAUGAUGUAUUACUGUAACACCUGUAGCCAACCCCUGUGUGGACCCUGCAGAGAAACCACACAUAAAGCCAGGAUGUUCUCCUGCCAUGAAAUCGUCUCUCUGGCCAAGCGUGCCAAAGAGGGCCACAGGAAGUGCUCUCUUCAUGACGAGCUUUACAUCAUGUUCUCCACAGAGAAGAAAUCCAUGCUGUGCAUAAAGUGCUUCAGAGACAUGCAAGUGGAAAGCCGCAUGCACUGCAUAGAUAUUGAGACCGCAUACGCUCAGGGCUGUGAAAUACUGGACCAGGCAGUGCUGGCAGUGAAGGAGCUCCAGACGUCUGCACGGGAGGCCAUCGUCCUGCUCAAGGCCAUGCUGGGAGAAGUGCGCGCUAAUGUAGAGGAGGAGGAGAGCGCUAUCUGCAACCUAUUCAACAGCAUGCGGGAGAAGCUGGCAGACAGGAAGAGGAUUCUGUUAAAAGCUGCUCAGAGUCAGCACGAGGAGAAGGAGAAGGCACUGAAGGAGCAGCUCUCUCACUUGGCUGCACUCCUACCCACACUUCAGGUUCACUUGGUCACAUGCUCAGCCUUUCUCAGUUCAGCUAACAAGUACGAGUUCCUCGACAUGGGAUAUCAACUGAUGGAGAGACUGUGCAGGAUUGUGAAGCUGCCUCAUCGACUCCGGCCCACCCAGAGCAGCAAAAUUAACACAGAUUUCCGUGCUGAGUUUGCCCGCUGCCUGGAGCCACUGCUGCUAAUGGGACAACGCAGACCGGGUUCAGUCUCUGGAGGAGGAGUCACUGUCAGCAACCUAGGAAGGGGGCAAUGGCGUUAUCCCAGAAGUCAUUUGGAUUUUAAGGUGCAGUCCACUUGGUCCAUGUCGUGCCGGUCCCCGUCUCUCAGUGACAUGCCUCAGGUUCCCUCUCUAGGACGCAGACCCACUUCUCACCGCUAUAUCUGCACCAAGGUCCUGCUGGCUGAGGGCGGAGACACACCCUUCACCGAGCACUGCCGCAACUAUGAGAACAGCUACCGGACGCUCCAGACUGAGAUCCAGAAGCUGAAGGACCAGGUGCAGGAGAUGCACAGAGACCUGACCAAGCACCACUCGCUCAUCAAUACAGACACCAUGGGGGAGAUCCUGGAGAGAUCUCUGCACAUAGACCAGCAGAUCACAUCUCAGUACUCCUCCGUGCAGACCCUCAGGGGCAUGUUUGAGGAGAUAUGGGAGGAAACCUUUCAAAGAGUCGCAAAUGAGCAGGAGAUCUAUGAAGCACAGCUUCACGAUCUUCUUCAGCUGAAGCAGGAAAACUCCUACCUGACGACCAUCGCACGGCAGAUCGGACCGUAUAUAUUGUCCAUAGCAAAAGUGAAGGAACGUCUAGAGCCCAGGUUCCAGGAACCAAAAGAACUUGAGGAUGAUCGCACAGAGACCAUGCUGAAGAUCUAUGAGGACAGUACAAUGACCAGUGAAUCACAGCACAGUGAUGAGAGCAUCUACAGCUGGGAUUCAAACAGAAACAAGAGAGCUCUAAUCUUACAGCCCGAUGAGAUCCCACCAAAGAACACAGACUACCGCUGGCAAAGCAAGAGGAACACCUCAGAAGCGUCCUGCCGCAAAGAACUGCCACUAUAACCCACAGCGAGCUGAAGGAACUUUCUCAUAACGCUGAUAUCCAGCGAUAUGAAACACCUCAGUAGACAAAUGGACGGCAGUAAUGUGAAGAGGACUGUGGCUCCUACUUUAUUGAGUCGGAAGAACAAAUGGACAUUAUGCUACAUUUAUGAGCUCCUGUGGAGAGGAGGAAAUGAAGGACAAUGGAGUGGAAACUGGAGAUGACUGAUGUGUAGUGAAUGUACUGAAAUUCUAAUUUGUAGCCGAAAUAGUUCUACCGUGGUUUGAAUAAUGUGUCAUAUUGAAUGUUUAAAAAUAGAGUUUCUGGUUUGUGCACUGAAUAUA
This is a messenger RNA of Colossoma macropomum (tambaqui), 2262 nucleotides long. RefSeq names its product ring finger protein 207a (gene rnf207a). The record is from RefSeq and is a predicted model, not a curated record. Gene Ontology annotation, cellular component: perinuclear region of cytoplasm. The coding region runs from base 1 to 1938 and encodes 645 amino acids. The transcript is spliced from 19 exons. Gene Ontology annotation, molecular function: transmembrane transporter binding; zinc ion binding; Hsp70 protein binding. Gene Ontology annotation, biological process: regulation of cardiac muscle contraction; regulation of heart looping. Lineage: Eukaryota; Metazoa; Chordata; Actinopteri; Characiformes; Serrasalmidae.